Trifolium pratense (red clover) is the source of this 495-nucleotide messenger RNA. Its product is annotated as pollen-specific leucine-rich repeat extensin-like protein 1. Bases 1 to 495 code for a protein of 164 amino acids. Lineage: Eukaryota; Viridiplantae; Streptophyta; Magnoliopsida; Fabales; Fabaceae. The transcript has a single exon. The record is from RefSeq and is a predicted model, not a curated record.
AUGAAGAACAUGUUAGCAUUAAGCAUAACUAUAGUAAUAGUUUAUACAUUUAGUUCUCAAUUUGGCAUAGCCUUUUCAAGAGCUUCAAGAGCUUUUGAAAUAGAAAAUCUAAGUGAUUCAUUUACCCUUAAUAGCAUACUUUCCGAUGACUCGGCUGAAUCACCAGCAUCGUAUCACAGUCCUCCUUAUGUCUCGGCCGAAUCACCUGCUCCGCAUCAAAGUCCUCCUAAUGACUCGGUUGAAUCACCUGCUCCGCAUCACAGUCCUCCUGAUGACUCAGCUGAGUCACCAGCACCAUAUCACAAUCCUCCUGAUGACUCGGCCGAAUCACCAGCCCCUUAUCACAGUCCUCCUGAUGACUCGGCUGAAUCACCUACACCGCAUCACGGUAAUCCCGAUGACUCGGCAGAAUCGCCAGCACCAGCCAUCAGCCCUUCUGAUGAAUCUACUCAGCAAUAUGCAACAAACUUAAGAUAUUUUGAUGUAACACUUUAG